AUGGCAUCAUUAGUAGAUAGAGCAAAGAGGCGCGUGCAGCUGCUGAUUAGAUACAAGCCCGCCUCCCGGACCCGCUCGCCUUCCACGCCGUUAGAGGAAAACGUAUUGACUUCGGGAAUGACGGAUAAUGAUCGCUUGAAGCGUAUUAGAGCCGACGUAUCUCAAGCAAGCAUGUUCGGGGGCAACGGCGGGUCGUACGGCGGCGAGUGCGGCGAGGGCUACGGGCUGGGCUACGUGGCGGGCGGCGGCCGCCUGCAGCAGUACGCGCACUUCGCGCCGCACCAGACCUGGCACCACCACGCACACCACGACACUUACGGUAACCACUCCUGU
Brenthis ino (lesser marbled fritillary) is the source of this 333-nucleotide messenger RNA. The record is from the annotation of a GenBank genome assembly. NCBI's taxonomy places the organism in Eukaryota, Metazoa, Arthropoda, Insecta, Lepidoptera, Nymphalidae.